AUGGAGUAUCAAAGCAUUGUUGGGGCUCUACAGUAUGUCACCAUCACUCGUUUGGAUAUAUCCUUCACAGUCAACAAAGUCUACCAGUUUCUUCACUCUCCCACUGAUGAACAUUGGACAGUGGUAAAGCAAAUACUUCGUUAUCUCAAGGGCACUCUCACUCAUAAUCUUCAUUUUCAAGGAUCUUCUUCCCGACAAUUGACUGCUUACACUGACGUCGAUUGGGCCAGCUGUCCUGAUGAUCGACGUUCCACAGGGGGUUAUGCAGUUUAUCUUGGCUCCAACAUGAUUUCUUGGAGCUCCAAAAAGCAACAUACCAUUGCUCGCUCCAGCACCGAAUCCGAGUUCAAAUCUCUUGCCAACUCUAUACUACGAGACAUUGGCUYUCUAGCUCCUCCCCCUAUUCAUUGGUGUGAUAAUAUGGGUGCUACCCACCUGGCCGCCAAGCCCCAUUUUUCAUGCCCGUGCGAAGCAUGUGGAGGUGGACUACCAUUUCCUGCAUGA
Molecule: messenger RNA, 504 nt
Organism: Nelumbo nucifera (sacred lotus)
Lineage: Eukaryota; Viridiplantae; Streptophyta; Magnoliopsida; Proteales; Nelumbonaceae
Source: RefSeq, a predicted model, not a curated record